AAAAAAAAAAAAAAAAAAAAAAAAAAACCAUCAACAUUCACAUUCAGUCAUUCAAGAAGAUGUGUAACCAAAAUUAAACUAAAGUUCUAGUAAAUGAGUGCAUUAGAUGUUCAAAAAAUUGUAUGUGCACGUUAUUAGUGCGGCAGAGUUUAUUUUAAAGCGUCUCUAGUCUCGAAAGGAUGUGAUGACAACACUUCCCUUCGCUCUUCUCCUGUGAUGGUGCUGUUCCCCGAAAUGAGUGUUAAUCACAUACAUUGAGAAACAAGAACAUGGGUAUUCCCAAGUUGUUUGGACUGGUCGACAAGGAGCCAGCAUUAUUUUAUAAACCCAUCAAAUUACAUGACACCCUUAUAGUCAUCGACGGUAACUGCAUCUCAUGUUGGCUUUAUCGGACAUUCUGUAGCAACACAGUUUUCAAUGGAGAGUACAGUGAAUUUGAAAAGUGUGCCCAAAAAUUUUUCUGCAUUCUCAAAGAAUGUAACAUUUUUCCCAUUGUAAUUCUCGAUGGAGCACAUGAAGCCAGAAAACUGAAAACAAUCAAAGGAAGACUUUGCGAUAAAAUUUUACGCAAUCAAAAAAUCAAAACGAUCGAUUUUAGAGGUGAUGUUUUCAUUCCUAUUCACCUUAUUGAAGUUUUCAAAACAACCAUGAUUGAUAUGGAAAUUUUCUAUUGUCAAAGCUUCCUAGAAGCAGAUGUUGAUGCCACAAAGGCUGCUCAAUCUCUUAACUGUCCACUUCUAAGCUGUGAUUCCGAUUUUUAUCUGGAUGAUGUAGAUUACAUCCCAUUCACUACGUUGGAUCUACAGCUCUUACGACUCGAUCAAGAGAAUGGAUCCUUACAAUCCCAGUAUUGUGUACAAGGAAAAUUAUUUGAUCGCACCACCUUCUUCAACAAUUAUGGUGGUCUAGCUCGUCUGGAAUUUUUACCAUUAUUUUCAUUUUUGCUUGGAAACGACUAUUCCGAAACAGAACUUUGUGAAGCAUUUUUCUCCAGGCUAAGUGGUCAGAAGUCUAGUUUGAAGUUGGAGCAGAAAAUCAGAACUCUCUGCAGAUGGCUCCAUAACUUCCAGUCCCCUGAAAUCGCCAUGAAUGAUUUUUUGAAGGAGAUUCCACAAAAAUUAAGGCAGAGGAUGAAGAAUGAAAUAUUACGGUGUUUGGAGGAGAAGAACAGCAAGCUGUCUAGUUAUCUGGUUCAAUACAUUUUACAAUCUCUCAACUCGGUAAAUUGCCCCUCGCUACCUUCCUCUAUAACUCUCAGCAAUAAUAUUGAAUCUAUCGAAGAAAAAUCUAAGUGGCUCACUACAGCUGUAGCUUAUUUACUACCAAAAAGUGCUAAAGCAAACAAGACUAAGUCACACACUAGUUCCAAAACGAAUAUUCCUGAAUGGAUUUUAGUCCAGUUUGUUCAAGGGAAACUUCCAAGAAAUUUGAUGGAGAUCCUUCACACCCACUGUUUCUUUUUUGUGCCACAGAUAGAACUUAGCUCAUUGUCACCUGUUGUAGCAUCUAGUUUUCAAGCUCUAGAAUGUAUUCUUGGCAUUAUAUUCUGUGGCACUCCUGCGGAGAGUAACCAUCAAGUUACUUGUUACUUACGUCAAGGCAAUCACUUAGGGACAAAACUUUUAAGGCCUACUUAUUUGAAUCUCCCAAUUCUCAGCAUGACAGAAAUACCCGCUCUCCCAAUACUUGAUAGGAAAAAAAUUCUGUGUGAUGUAUUGAAAAUUCAACAAAUGCAAGAUGGAGAUGUACCUGUGGGGUGGGAAAUGUUUUUUUUCUCCUUGUCACAUUGGUAUCAAGGUGAGAGUUCUCAAAUCAUGAACAUGGCGCUUGGCUGCUUGAUUUUCUCAAGUAUAUUUAUCGGCCUAUUAGACAAGAAAUUAGGUUAUUAUAAAGAUGAAAAGUCUCUUCUGAAAAAAUACUCGAAUGAAUUAGAUGAAGCAAUGAAAGAGAGUGAACCCUUGGAGGCAAUGGUCAGUGAUAUUAAUAAGCUAAGCUUUUUUGCUCAAAAUUUUUCAGCAGCCAUUUCUGCUGUAACUUUCAAGGACUCUCUACUUGCUCUUCAGCACUUCAUAUCUUUUCGCCAUCGAUUCCAUUCUAAAAAUCGUCAGUCAAAACAACUUCACAAACCUAUUCUUCACUAUUUUGCUCAGUUUCAAAAUAAUAUUUUAGUCCAUGAGACUUUAAAUGCGCUCUUGAACUUCCCAUUCCCUCCAUUAAAGAUAGCUAAUUUUUAUUGUGGCACAUUGAUGUAUAAUAUUUAUUUUGAAAUACAGUGCCAUAAGAAUUUGAGAGACUUUGUUGAGGUUAAAUUUCAUCAUAUGCCAACCAUCAAAGCAUUAUUUUUAUCAGCUUUCAGUCUUAUUGAAAAACUUUCUGGAUGUCCUAUCCUCUCUGAGAUGAAAACAUCCUGGAAAACAGUUAGUCACCGCAGAAGAAAAAAAUGAUAUUUAAUGGAAACAUAAUUGGCUAAUCUUGGGAUUACUCAACAUGAACGCCAAUAAUUUUAGAUUUUGAAUGAAUUAGAUUCGAACCAGUAGUUAACCAUCGACUUAUUAUUGAACUAUCUCUUGUAGGUAGCACUGAUUAACUUAAACAUAAAAGUGGCAAGAUUGCACACUCGAGCAUAUUUUAUAUUGUGAAUAGUCAGGAUAUAAGAAUUUUGCUAUCAGCCAUCCAGAGAUUUCAUUGAAAUGAGUCCAUGCAGUCGAUUUUGUUUCUUGAUCACUACAUUGUGAGAUAAAAUGCUCAUUUUUAAUGCACUGACUGAAAUGACUUCAGCUACCUCAAAGCUGCAGUGAGGUUUUAACUUCAUAACAUAACCUUCAGUUACAGCUAAAAGCAGAUUCAGUGAUGGAAGAGUGAUGCAAGUGGGCAGUCAAACCUCACAACUGAGAGUCUCGAAUUUUUAUGUGUGGAAAUGGAGAGCAGGGCGUUGUUGACCAGGCCUAAUUUCCAAUUAAUUUAUGAAUAAUUUGUUAGCCUCUCAUUUCUACUACCCCUUAGAUGGAGAUUGGGCAAUCCUGUACAUUAUUCAUUUGUGCGCGUUUAUGUCAUUGCUGGAAACCACGGCUUGGAAACAUGCACAACUCAAACUCACAGUAACGAUUCUCAGCAACCAUCGGACUAAUGUUGAAUUUGUCUGAACUAUUUGAGUAGAUUUGAUACACAUCUGGAUGAAAAUAACUCGAAUUUGCUAAAUUUCAGCUGUUGGGCGAUGACUGUUGACUUUCACAUUCAGCAGCUAAAUUCAGUGUGUGAUUGCGGCAUCAUGUUUGCCAUCCACCGUGGAGCUAGUAUAAUUCCUGCUCUACAAGUAGAUCAGUUCUCAGGGAAUUUUAGGUGCUUGUCUAUUAUCUGAAGCUUAAAACUAAGUGGAAGAAGCAUUGAAAAAAAAAAUUUUCCACCUAUCACUAUUGAGUAUCCACCUUACCCUCAAGCCUAAAUGUAUUGAAUCCAGGUAUUUUUGUUAUCAUUAGGUAUAAGUACUUGACAGUUGCAUGGAAAAUGUCUCUUCCCGAUGAAUUCAUAUUUUUUCAUUCAUGUAACUUGUAUUUUUAUAAGUGUAAACUAAUUUGUUUUUUCUACUUUUUUUAUUCAUACAAAACGAAGACUUAUUUCAAUUUAUUAUGAGGUUACAAUUCGGUGGAAUUUUUUACAUAUAUUUUUAGAAAAAUAAAUACAAUUUUUUGUUUCCACAUAAGA
Bemisia tabaci is the source of this 3702-nucleotide messenger RNA. RefSeq names its product protein asteroid. The record is from RefSeq and is a predicted model, not a curated record. NCBI's taxonomy places the organism in Eukaryota, Metazoa, Arthropoda, Insecta, Hemiptera, Aleyrodidae.